AAACCUGAGCUACAACAAGUUGUCCGAGAUUGAUCCUUCUGCCUUUGCAGAGCUGUCGAACCUGCAGGAAGUGCGACUGAACCACAAUGAGCUGACGGCCAUUCCCUCCCUGGGAGCUGCUGCUUCCAGCGUCCGCUUUCUCCACCUGCAUCACAACAGGAUCCGGGGCAUUGAAGCAAGUCAACUGAAGCCCUACGUUGCCCUGGAAACGUUGGACCUGAGUUUCAAUGACAUCACGGAAAUCCGAAACGGCUGCUUUCCGCAGGGACUUCACAUAAAGGAGCUCUACCUGGGGAGCAACAGAAUCAGCACUCUGGAGCCUGGUGCUUUUGAUAGUCUGUCACGGUCCCUGCUAACACUUCGUCUGAGUAAAAACAGGAUCACUCAGCUUCCUGUCAAGGCAUUCAGACUACCCAGGCUAAUACAACUGGAGCUGAACCGGAAUCGCAUCCGCCUGAUUGAAGGCCUGACGUUUGAGGGACUGGACAGCUUGGAAGUCCUCAAACUCCAGCGCAACAACAUAAGCAGAUUGACUGACGGGGCUUUCUGGGGUCUGGCCAAGAUGCAAGUUCUCCACCUGGAGUAUAACAGCCUGACAGAAGUAAACAGUGGCUCGCUCUACGGCCUUUCGUCGCUGCACCAGCUUCACCUCAGUAACAACUCCAUAUCCCGCAUCAACCGCGAUGGCUGGAGCUUCUGUCAGAAGCUGCAUGAGCUAAUACUGUCUUACAACAACCUAACCAGGCUGGAUGAGGGAAGCUUGGCAGACCUGGGGGGACUGCAUGUACUACGGCUGAGCCACAAUUCCAUCAACCACAUUGCAGAAGGUGCUUUCAAGGGACUCAAGAACCUUCGUGUCCUGGAACUGGACCACAACGACAUCUCGGGUACAAUAGAAGAUACCAACGGAGCCUUUACAGGGCUGGAAAACCUCAGCAAGCUAACUCUGUUUGGAAACAAGAUCAAGUCGGUGGCCAAGAAAGCAUUCUCAGGGUUGGAGGCCCUGGAGCACCUGAACCUUGGGGAUAACGCCAUCCGCUCAAUUCAAGCCGAUGCUUUUGCUAAGAUGAAGAGCCUGCGGCAGCUCCACGUGAACAGCGACAGCUUCCUCUGCGAUUGCCAGCUGAAAUGGUUGCCCCAGUGGUUAGUCGAGAAGGAGCUGCAGUCCUUUGUGGUGGCCACCUGCGCCCAUCCUGAGUCACUAAAAAGCAAGAGCAUUUUUGCCAUCCUGCCAGAAAAUUUUGUGUGUGAUGAUUUCCCCAAGCCACAGAUCAUCAUCCAGCCCGAGACGACAGUGGCCGUCCUUGGGAAGGACAUCCGCUUCACUUGCUCGGCCGCCAGCAGUAGCAGCUCUUCCAUGAUAUUUGCAUGGAAAAAAGACAACGAGAUGCUGUAUGACGCUGAGAUUGAGAACUUUGCCCAUGUGCGGGCAAAGGAUGGCCAAGUGAUGGAGUACACCACCAUCCUGCACCUCCGGCACGUCACCUUCACCCACGAAGGGCGUUACCAGUGUAUCAUCACCAACCACUUCGGCUCCACCUACUCCAACAAGGCCCGACUCACCGUUAAUGUGUUGCCCUCGUUUAUCAAAACUCCCCAUGACAUCACCAGCCGGACGGGGACGACAGUGCGGCUGGAGUGUGCAGCCGAAGGACACCCCACCCCACAGAUCGCCUGGCAGAAAGACGGGGGCACGGACUUCCCCGCGGCCCGAGAGCGCCGCAUGCACGUCAUGCCCGACGACGACGUCUUCUUCAUCACGGAUGUGAAGAUAGAAGACAUGGGUGUCUACAGCUGCACGGCACAGAACUCAGCGGGGUCUGUGCUUGCAAAUGCCACCCUGACUGUGCUGGAGACACCAGCUUUGAUUCACCCACUGGAGGACCACGUGGCAUCCGUAGGUGAGACUGUGGCUCUCCAGUGCAAAGCUACGGGGAACCCACCUCCCCGCAUUACCUGGCUGAAAGGCGACCAGCCCCUGAUUGUCACAGAAAGGCAUCACUUUACCUCGGGCAACCAGCUGCUGAUCAUUAGGAACGUAGUCUUGGAGGAUGCUGGGAAGUACACCUGCGAAAUGUCCAACACCCUGGGGACGGAGCGCGCGCACAGCCACGUGAGCAUCCUGCAGUCUCUGGGCUGUAGGAAGGACCGAACCACCGUGGGCAUCAUCACCAUCGCUGUGGUGUGCAGCAUCGUGCUGACGUCGCUGGUCUGGGUCUGCAUCAUCUACCAAACCAGGAAGAAGAGUGAAGAAUACAGCGUCACCAACACAGAUGAGACUAUUGUGCCUCCCGACGUGCCGAGCUACUUGUCCUCCCAGGGGACUCUUUCUGACCGUCAGGACGCCAUCGUCCGAGUAGAUAACCCCCAGCCCAACGGGCACAUCGACAGCAACGCCGGUGUGUUUGUUACAGGUAUGUGUCAGGCUGAUGCUGGAAGGUGUGCAGAUGCUGAAGCUCCCACUGCAGGCUGCAGACAGCCCAAGCUGUGCCUCGGCUAUAAUAAAGACACUUGGAAAACCGAGGACGUGGCUGACGGAAUGCUGGUUCCAGAUAAGACAGGCUACGGCCUGCCCGUGGUGUGCGCGGACUGCAGCGGCAGCACGGACAGCAUGAACGUCCACAUCUACCCCACGGAGCCGGAGUACUACUCCGAGAGCCUCAAGACUGUGGAUAGUACCUACCCAAACACGCUGAGCAGCAAGGAACGAAGCAGGAAGCGGGGUGCAGGCACCAGCCUUCUGCAGCCUCAGCCAUGCAACGGGAUUGCCAGCGGCACGAGGGUGGAAGCAGACGGCACCCGCUACCCCAGCAACCAUGACAGAAUAGGAGCUGCGGGCACCACCAGCCCGCUGCUUGCGGACACACAGGGCUCUUCACAAGCAGUAGCAAAGCCCUCAGAGCUUAACAACCUUAAUUUGGUGAGAGCUUCGCCAGCGGGAGGGUCAUUAAAGCAACUGAAUGUGCUUCCUGAAAUUCCCCCAACACUACUGGAUUUGCAGAGCGAAGCGGAAGGGAAGCCGGCUCUUCUGUCCAACGGCCACGCACCCGAGCCCUGUGACUCCCUUCGUGAGGUGAAGCCACCGAGCAGAUCGCUGGACUGA
Apaloderma vittatum (bar-tailed trogon) is the source of this 3103-nucleotide messenger RNA. RefSeq names its product leucine-rich repeats and immunoglobulin-like domains 1 (gene LRIG1). Gene Ontology annotation, molecular function: protein binding. The annotation marks the transcript as partial. The record is from RefSeq and is a predicted model, not a curated record. NCBI's taxonomy places the organism in Eukaryota, Metazoa, Chordata, Aves, Trogoniformes, Trogonidae. The transcript has 18 exons.